AUGUAAGUUGCAUUUAGUGUCAUUUGUGUUGGAUUAGACAACGCUGGCAAAACCAGUCUAUUGCGCACACUCUCCAAUAGUUAAAGAAUGGAGAUAUUCCCUACACCCACCAUGGAGAUCCAUUAUGUCAUUUGUCCCAAAAUUGGGAAGUAUUGUCUCGUCUACGAUAUGUCUGGAAAUGGUCGCCAUAGAGCAAGUUGGAGAAUUCUCUAUCAAGAUGUUCAAGCCAUGAUCUACGUCAUUGACACCAGUGAUUCAGAAUACAGGUUGCAUACAACGAAUUUCAUAUCACUAGAUUCCAUUUAUAAAGACAUCUGAUUGAAGAGGUGCUUAAUGAUGAUUUAAUCAAAAAGAGUGCCAUCCCCAUUCUAUUCCUCUUCAACAAGAACGACAAAAAGAAUAGGUUCAACAAGGACGAUCUCAUCAAGGUGCUGGGAUUGGACUCCAAGAAAUUCAAAAAUAAAUUCAUCUUCAAAGAGACUUCUAGUUUUGAAAUCUCAAAAUUGAAAGAAGCCAUUGAUAAUCUGACUGAUGCUCUCUUUAGCAAAAAAUAAUGA
Messenger RNA from Paramecium octaurelia, 557 nucleotides. The record is from the annotation of a GenBank genome assembly. NCBI's taxonomy places the organism in Eukaryota, Ciliophora, Oligohymenophorea, Peniculida, Parameciidae.